Phytophthora infestans T30-4 is the source of this 690-nucleotide messenger RNA. RefSeq lists its product as uncharacterized. The record is from RefSeq and is a predicted model, not a curated record. The coding region runs from base 1 to 690 and encodes 229 amino acids. Lineage: Eukaryota; Oomycota; Peronosporomycetes; Peronosporales; Peronosporaceae. The transcript has a single exon.
AUGCCAACGGAGACCGACCGCGCAAGGGCCGCCUCCGUCGAUGGAGCGGAGAGCACCGCCGACGCCCGCGCAAGGGGAGACGGCGACCAGGAUGUCGCCGCAGCGGCGACCACGGAACAGGACGAGGCGUCGGAGCUGCUGAGGCUGCUCCGCGGCGUCGCCGGCCGACUGGAUAAGCUGGAGGAGUCCCAGGUGAAGCUCGAGAAGCGCCUUGAGACGCCCAAACAAGACCCGAAGCUCAUGGUGGACACGAGCCCCUUCGCGUCGGCCCUGGGACGCGGGUCGAGGAUGCACAUCGACUCAUUGAGCGGCACGCCGCAGACGCAGGCCCCUCGCCGGCCGACAGUUCACCCGCAGUAUUUCGGGCUGCGACACGCGGAUGUCGGGGUCCACGAGACGGGCAUGUCUGAGCUGCAAAGGCUCUUCGCGGAGGAGCACGCCGCCCAGGCUAAUCAAGAAGCACAGCAACCGCCUGCGGCGCCGGUACCAGCUCAAGCACAAGCCACGCCUGUGCAGAAUCAGCGGUUGGGCGUUCCGAUACCCGGACGCCCGUCAAAAGAAGCUUGCGAUCCGCCCGUUCGACGGCAAGGAGCUGUACGUCGGGCUGGGCUCCGGCUUCCUGGACUGGGGCAGAAGAUUCGAGCGGCAGGUGGCGCUCGGGCAGUCGGCGUGCGGCUUCGCGUGGUCUGA